ACUCUCCCUCUCCUCUCUCCUCUGUGGAAACGAAACCUUUCGUUUUCUCUCUCUUAUUUUAAUUUCAUUUUUCAAUCCCAGGAGCUUCAGCUUGGUCGAGCAUGCAGAGAAUGGGUUAACACUCACUCAAAACUAGGGUUCCCCGUUUUCCACCAGCCCCCACCCAGUUCGUUUUAGUCCUUCUUUGGACCAUUUUGCAGACCUAGGAACCGAAAAAAGAGCAGACUUUUAGAUACAGCGAGAGAGAGAUAGAGAACGAAGAGCUAAGCUUAGAAUAAAGUGUUUGCUUGCCUUCUUUCUCUUUCUUUCUCUCCAAUCUAAAACCAAUUUCUCUUGCGGAGAGGGAGUUGGAGACAUUUGGGCUUAAACCUUUUGUCUCCUCUAUCCUCUCUGAUUUUUUUCCUUUCAUUGUUUCUUUAUACUUGUGUACUUGGCCUGCUUAAAAAGGUUGUUGGAGAGAGACUCGGGUCUUUUUUUCUAAGCAUUAUUGUGUUUGUGAUUCCUGGUUUGGUUUACUGAGAGCAAAACUGUGGGAGAAUGAAGCGUCUCAGUCAAUAAGAUUGUAGCGCUUCCUUGUAAAUUCGUAGAGAAGGAAUAGAAAGCAAAUCCACAAAGAGAAAGGAGGGAGAGAGAUAAGCGAUUACAGCAGAGAAAAGAAAGAAAAGGAACUUCUUUGAUGAGUUUUGGGGGUUUCCUCGAGAAUACUACCGGUGGCGGUGCGAGAAUCGUGGCCGAUAUUUCUUACAACAACAGCAACGGAAACAACAACCACAACAUGCCCGCCGGUGCACUUGCUCAUCCCCGCCUUGUCACUCCGCCUCUCACCAAAUCCAUGUUCAACUCCAGCCCUGGACUCUCUCUCGGUCUUCAACCGAAUAUCGACGGGCAAGCAGAUGUGGCUAGAAUGGCUGAGAAUUUUGAAGUUAAUCUUGGGAGGAGGAGCAGAGACGAAGAGCAUGAGAGCAGAUCUGGCAGCGAUAACAUGGACGGCGCUUCUGACGAUCUGGACGCGGCCGACAAUCCUCCGAGAAAAAAGCGUUACCACCGACACACGCCACAGCAAAUCCAAGAACUCGAAUCUCUAUUUAAGGAGUGUCCUCAUCCUGAUGAGAAACAAAGAUUGGAGCUUAGCAAGAGGCUUUGCUUGGAAACCAGACAGGUCAAAUUCUGGUUCCAGAAUCGCCGUACCCAAAUGAAGACCCAAUUGGAACGUCACGAGAAUUCGUUGCUUAGACAAGAAAACGAUAAGCUUAGGGCCGAAAACAUGUCUAUCAGAGAUGCAAUGAGGAAUCCGAUUUGCUCAAACUGCGGUGGUCCGGCAAUUGUUGGUGAAAUUUCACUUGAAGAGCAGCAUCUUAGGAUUGAGAACGCCCGGUUAAAGGAUGAGCUAGACCGUGUCUGUGCGCUCGCAGGCAAGUUUCUGGGACGUCCCAUUUCAUCAUUGGCUAACGCAAUUGGCCCUCCAUUGCCAAGUUCAAGUUUGGAACUCGGAGUAGGGAGCAAUGGCUUUGCUGGUUUAAGCCAUGUGCCCACAACAUUGCCUUUGGGACCCGAUUUCGGUGUUGGGAUUUCCGGUGUUUUGCCGGUGGUGCCUCCGGCUAGACCCCCAUCUAGUUUGACUGGCCUUGAUAGAUCGAUCGAGAGGUCUAUGUUUCUAGAGCUGGCCUUGGCUGCCAUGGAUGAAUUGGUUAAAAUGGCACAGGCUGAUGAGAAUCUCUGGGUCAGGAGCUUGGAAGGUAGGAGAGAAAUGCUGAACCUCGAGGAAUAUAUGAGAACUUUCACACCUUGCAUUGGCAUGAAACCAAAUGGUUUUGUCACCGAGGCUUCUAGGGAGACUGGUAUGGUCAUUAUCAACAGUUUGGCUCUUGUUGAGACACUCAUGGACUCGAAUCGAUGGGCAGAGAUGUUUCCUUGUAUGAUUGCCAGAACCUCUACCACUGAUGUGAUAUCUAGUGGUAUGGGUGGAACCAGAAAUGGAGCACUUCAACUGAUGCAUGCUGAGCUGCAAGUUCUUUCGCCUUUGGUUCCGGUUCGAGAGGUCAAUUUCCUCCGAUUCUGCAAGCAGCACGCAGAGGGUGUGUGGGCUGUGGUUGAUGUAUCCAUUGACAGCAUCCGAGAAACGUCGGCUGCACCCAUAUUUGUAAGCUGCAGGAGGCUUCCUUCUGGGUGUGUUGUGCAAGAUAUGCCCAAUGGGUACUCCAAGGUGACAUGGGUCGAGCAUGCAGAGUACGAUGAGAGCCAAGUGCAUCAGCUCUACCGGCCAUUGCUAAGCUCCGGCAUGGGCUUUGGCGCCCAACGCUGGAUCGCAACCCUUCAACGGCAAUGCGAGUGCCUAGCCAUCCUCAUGUCGUCCACAGUCCCUGCCCGAGACCACACGGCCGCGAUAACUGCCGGUGGGAGACGAAGCAUGUUGAAGCUGGCGCAACGAAUGACCGACAACUUCUGCGCUGGCGUGUGUGCGUCGACGGUGCACAAAUGGAACAAACUACUAGCCGGGAAUGUGGACGAAGACGUUAGGGUGAUGACGAGGAAGAGCGUGGACGAUCCAGGGGAGCCGCCGGGGAUCGUGCUGAGCGCAGCGACAUCGGUCUGGUUACCGGUCUCGCCACAGAGACUGUUUGACUUUCUACGCGAUGAACGGCUGAGAAGCGAGUGGGACAUAUUAUCAAACGGUGGACCCAUGCAGGAGAUGGCCCACAUAGCCAAAGGCCAAGAUCACGGAAACUGCGUCUCUCUCCUACGUGCUGGCGCCACGAACCAGAGCAGCAUGUUAAUACUGCAGGAGACGUGCAUAGACGCGGCUGGAUCGCUAGUAGUCUACGCGCCGGUGGACAUUCCGGCCAUGCACGUGGUAAUGAAUGGCGGCGAUUCGGCCUACGUGGCACUGCUUCCCUCUGGCUUCGCCAUCGUUCCGGAUGGACCUGGGUCGCGUGGGCCAGGUACAGCCACCGCCAAUGGAAGCGGUGGGGCCGGGCCGGGGCCACACAAGGUGAGGGUGAGUGGGUCACUCCUGACGGUGGCGUUUCAAAUACUGGUGAAUAGUCUUCCUACGGCUAAAUUGACGGUGGAAUCGGUGGAGACUGUCAACAAUCUGAUCUCCUGCACGGUGCAGAAGAUCAAGGCUGCUUUACAGUGUGAAAGCUGACGGGAGUUGAGACUCACGUGUUUUUUACUAUUUUAACGUUGUUGUAACAACGUUUGUGGAUGUCGUUAUUAAUUUAGUUUUUCUAUUUCUUUAUUUAUAGGGGUGGGUAGCAGUUUGUUUGCGAGUGGAUUGAUUGAGUGAGUGAGACUCAGUGAGUUCGGUGGGUGUUGAGUCAAGAACGAACCGCGCGUGAAAGCUCCUUGCAUUGUGGCUAAAGGGGGCAUCAUAGGACACGUUCUUAACACAAAGGCAAGGCAAGGGUGGUGGUUCGGGUAUUGACUCAGGUCAACCAUCGUGUUAACUCAGGUUGCUAAAUAACUUUGAGAAAAACUAAGAAC
Molecule: messenger RNA, 3483 nt
Organism: Juglans microcarpa x Juglans regia
Lineage: Eukaryota; Viridiplantae; Streptophyta; Magnoliopsida; Fagales; Juglandaceae
Product: homeobox-leucine zipper protein ANTHOCYANINLESS 2-like
Biological process (GO): regulation of DNA-templated transcription
Molecular function (GO): DNA binding; DNA-binding transcription factor activity, RNA polymerase II-specific; lipid binding
Source: RefSeq, a predicted model, not a curated record